Molecule: messenger RNA, 2836 nt
Organism: Trichoplusia ni (cabbage looper)
Lineage: Eukaryota; Metazoa; Arthropoda; Insecta; Lepidoptera; Noctuidae
Gene: Bcat
Product: branched-chain-amino-acid aminotransferase, cytosolic
Exons: 8
Coding region: 346-1644 (432 amino acids)
Biological process (GO): L-valine biosynthetic process; L-leucine biosynthetic process
Cellular component (GO): mitochondrion
Molecular function (GO): branched-chain-amino-acid:2-oxoglutarate transaminase activity
Source: RefSeq, a predicted model, not a curated record
CUUUACUUUGAUUAUAUACUACGUUAUCAAAUAAUAUUCUAUAAUAAUAAUAAUACGAUAAUUGAACGUGUUAAUCCUUGCCUCCGCGCUUUAUAAUUUGUGUUGAUUAUGAAUGAGCACGUCACACGCAGGUCAGCCACAAUCUUAUCAUUUGCUGUUUAAAUGUUUGUGCUUUGAUCCAGUGAAGUCAGUUAACUUGAAGCCAGUUGUCAAUGUACAUAGUAAUUCCAAGAGUGCCCAAGAAAUCGAUAGGACUUUAUAUUUCAGUAUUCAAAUAAGACAGUGUUUAGUGAAAAUAUAAAAAUAUAAUUUAAUAUUGUGGAGUGUAAAUAUUGUGUGAAUAAAAUGCAUAUUCGCCGCAGCAAGGAUUUAGUAAAAUGGAUCUUCGAAAACCAGCACAAGUUCCAAACGGUGCGUUCUUGUAGUUCAUCGUUGCGAUACAAGGAGUUGGAGGAGAAUGCAGCGCAAGCGCAGGCCGAGCACGUGGCGCCGCCCAUGACCGCGGCCGACGACAAACCCCGCCCACACAUUACGCCUGAAAUCUCAUUCAAGCACGAAGAUUUGCAAGUAAGGCUAGCCGCGCCCUAUCAACUGAAUCCGAAACCAGAGGUGACCGACCUCGGUUUUGGCAAAUAUUUCACGGAUCAUAUGCUCAAAAUUAACUACUUCAAACAAUUAGGAGGAUGGCAAAAACCAGAGAUUGUGCCAUUCGAGAAUUUAAGCCUACAUCCUGCGUCCAAAGCUCUCCACUAUGCGAUACAGUUGUUCGAAGGACUAAAGGCGUACAGGGGGGUCGAUGAUAAGAUACGGUUGUUUCGGCCCGAUCUGAACAUGGAAAGAAUGAAUUUAGCAGCUCAAAGGUCUGGUCUGCCAACCUUUGAUGGAGAAGAACUUAUCAAGUGUGUCUCGCGACUGGUACAAAUAGACCAGGAGUGGGUUCCACAUUCAGAAACCUCUACCUUAUAUAUACGACCUACGCUAAUAGGAACCGAGCCUACUUUUGGCAUAAUGGCUCCUGAAUCGGCGCUACUGUUCGCUAUCCUCAGCCCAGUGAGCGCGUACUACAAGACUGGCGGCGACGGGGCCGUGUCAAUAUACGCUGACCCUAACGUUGUCCGCGCCUUCCCAGGAGGAGUCGGCAACCGCAAAGUCGGAUCCAACUAUGGGCCUACUAUCGAGGCCACAGCUCGAGCUGCUAAACUAGGUCACCACCAAGUGCUGUGGCUGUUCGGACCCAAUCAUGAGCUCACCGAAGUCGGCGCGAUGAACAUAUUUGUUGUUUACAUCAAUGAACAAGGAGAUAAACAAUUGAGCACUCCGCCUUUGAACGGGCUUAUAUUGCCUGGAGUGACGCGUCGCUCUAUCAUCGAGCUGGCGAGCCAAUGGGAAGAUUUAGUUGUCAAAGAAGAAGUCAUCACCAUGGACAGGGUCAUCGAACUGAACAAGAAAGGCCGAUUACUGGAAAUGUUCGGCGCGGGUACAGCCGUGGUGAUCAGCCCCAUAAGCAAAGUUGGAUUUUUGGAUCGGGAGAUCCACGUUCCGACUAUGAAGCAAGCCCAACCAGUAUUCCAGAGGGUGAAGGACACGCUGCUGGCGAUACAGUACGGUCACAUAGAACAUCCGUAUGCGAAGGUUAUAUCAUAGUGCUAACAAUGGGCGCUGAGCCGUCGCGUGUGAGUUUCACGUAAAACAUAAUGACAAUCUAAUUUUAACGUCGUAAGACGAGAACUGUGAAUAUAUCAGAAGCUGUUGUGUACUGGUCAAUAAUCAGAAAACUUUCUGUGCCUAACAUGUGUGGACGAUAAAUUAUAUUAUUUAAAUGAUAAAGUUUAUUGAUAAGUUAAGGUUACAUUGAACAGGAGGCGAAGAAUGUAUAAUGCUGCGCAUUUGGUACCACAAAAACUCGCCUAAUUAGACUGUUAUCGUUGGCGCUAUCAGUAUGAACGUGUUUAUUUUAUUUAUUUAUUCUUUAUCUAUUAUCUUCGGGAGGACGUAAGUAAUAGGUAUUAUUUCACUUUGCUGUGAAAUUUGAUUAAGUAUAAAGUGAAGUAAGUAAAAAAGAAACUUUGAAAACUUUCUAGGAUACUUGUAAUCAGUUGGGUUUGUCUGUUUUCCUGCGUACUAAUUCUGUUAUUUGACUGCUAGGGAGUUACCGCAAACUAUUUGGUUUGCAGGUGUUGCAAGGAUUGUAAAUAUAAUUUAAUAUUCUAGUUGUAAAUUUUAAUGAAAUUGUACAAUUUGUGAAGAGUGUUGUGUAAAAUUGUAUGUUGCAAACAGUGGACUAGAAAAUUUUCUGCUAUAUAAAUUACCUAAUUGUAAAUUCCCGCAAAUUACCUUUAACCAUGACUCCGUCAUGACAGACUUGUAAAACAAUGUGAUAUUUUAGUGUAAUUAUAUGUAACCCGAAACUUCUCUCUCUCUAUAUAUAUUUUGUAAAUUAUUGUAGAUAAUGUGUUGUUAGUAUUAGUUAUCAAAUACACUGAACGAUUUGUUUUUAAUGUGAUAAAAACAAUGAAGAAGUUCAGAUAGCGAAGAAUAUAUUUAGCUUUUAAAUUUCUAUAAAAUAUAAUAUACAACUACAUACCUAUCCACUUCUACAAUAAAAAAAACCGAAUAUUUUUGUCUGCUUCAGCAGUUACUCAACAGUAAGUAACGUUAUAUUUGUCGCGAUCAAAAAUAAAUUGAUUAAUCUUGUUCAUUAAGAGCGAUAUUUCCAAUUGUUUAAACAGACGAAAUUCCAUGUAAGCUUUACUGAUAACGUGCAUUUUUCUAGUCUAAGGUAAGAAUCUGUAUGAAUCGUUUGAUAUUUAUAAAUAUAUCAUAAUUUGAAACCUUU